AUUCCCCCAGUUUUGUUCCCAGUUCUACCCACUUGCAAUAUGUCAGGCGCUAAGAAGCCCAGAUAUGUAGCUAAUCCCAUGGAAUCAACCAUUACAACACCGAGCGAAAGAAUCCUGAAAGAAUGCCACAGUUUAUAUAUCGACAACGAAAACGGAUUGGUGAAAAUUGCUGACAGUUUGGGUGUUAGGCUGUUACCUCCUCGGAAAAAGAUUAUAGUUAUGAUCAUGGGAAACCACUCCGCUGGGAAAAGCUCCUUUAUUAACUGGUAUGUGGAGGAGCACAUACAGAAAACAGGCGUUGCCAUAGAGACACAAGGCUUCACAUUUAUAACCAGUGGCAGGAAAAGAGAAUCACUAACGGGAAAUGCUACGUUACACCUCUAUCCACAUUUCAGACCAUUGCUGGAGUUCAAAGGUGUCACGGAUUACCUGCGUGCUGAGAUUUCCACCUCCAAACAGAAGAGGUUCAGUCUGGUGACAUUUGUGGACACGCCAGGGUUGGUGGAUGGAGAUAUGGUGUACCCUUUUGAUGUCAACAAUGCCAUCACCUCUUUUGGUGAGCAGGCGGACUUGAUCUUUGUGUUUUUUGAUCCGAUGGGGCAGGCGUUGUGCAAACGGACGUUGAACAUUGUUGAGAAGCUAAGUGAGAAGUGUGGAGACAAACUGCGCUUUUACCUAAGCAAAGCUGACGAGGCUGGACGAGAAACAGACAGACAGCGAGUGAUGAUGCAGAUCGUCCAAGAGUUGUGCAGAAGACCUGGACUCAACAAAUGUGGUUUUGAGAUGCCCACAAUAUACAUCCCCAACCCACAAAAGCCUAGCAGGUGUGUCAACCAGAUUGAUGAAGUGUGUGAGACCAUUGAUAAGAGCAUAAACCAAGCAGUGCAGAAGACGCUGGACCAGCUGGAGAAAGACUGUGACCUCAUCAUCUCGACCACCAGCAAUACACUGGAUCUGGACCGGGUAAAUGUGAGCUGUAAUAAAAGCAAUCGUUUUAAUUCCUUCAUGUGUGGACUUCUGGGAGUUUUCCUGCCAUUUCUCUUCAUCCUUAGCUUCGUCAUCUGUACUUUUGCUCCAGAGGAACUGGACACUCACGUAGGGGAGGGCAUCGCUAAAACCCUCUAUCUUUCCUCAGGAAUAGUUGUGUAUCUAUGGGACUGGAUCCCUGAAGACUGGCAGAUAUUUUUUGUGAUCACUUUCGGCGCGCUGUGCUACCUUUUGCUCUUUCUGGCCAAAUAUUUUGCACGCCAGGGCAGUAAGACGAUGACUAAGCGAGAGAAGAAGAAACUGGUUGAGUGCAGUGAUUACAUAAAGGAUGUCGUCAAAACCAAAAAGCGGAAACUUUAUGAGGAGUAUCUUCGGCAAUGUGCCGCAGAAUAUGACUUCUGAAGAAAACCGACCAAUAUCAGCCGUUGAAAAGCAUUGGUCUCAUUGGUCACAUCAGGACAGUAUGAAUAAAUAAUGUAAAGCACAGCCACAUCUGAAGUGUUGAUAGAUUGAUGUAUGUCUAGGAUAUAUUUAGUAUGUAAAAUUGUAAGAUGAGAACAAAUCAGUGCCUUUUUUGUUAAAUGUGAAUAAUUCAGAGCAAACAAAUGACCUCAAACAUGUCCUCAAUAUUCUCUUACACCAGCUAGUUUUUUUUAAUGUGAAACAUAUUUAAUAAUCAGACCUAGAUCUGUUAACAGUCAAUAAGCUGCAUUAUUACAGUGACUCUAUGAAGAUUUGAUUGGGUGAAUCUCACACACAGAAAAACAUGAAACAAAAAUGUAUAUUAUAUUUUGCGUAAAUUGAAGCCUGUUUUUUGGACAGUUCAUAUUUUUUUCAUUGCAGCAUAUUUUUUAUUUAAAUCGGCAUAUAUUCUCAAUAUAUACAAUUGUAAACUGUGAAACCCAAAUAUAGGGUUAAUUUUCCUUAAGUAAAGAUUAAUAAUGAUUUAUUGUUUCAAAAAGUUACGUGAGAUUCACACAAUUAUCCUGAGAUAUUAUCUUCUUUUCUGUGACCUUCUUUUGAUCUACAUUUAAGCACUGUGGGAGAAUCCAAAGGUUUACUUGCCCAAUGAAUUUAACCUCACAUUUUCGUCUGUGGAUCCCCCACCCCCAGUAUUCAUAAAGGUGACUUUCUACUUUUACUGUAUAUAAAGUAAUGCAUUAAAAUGAUUGUUCUUGUGGACACAGAAUAGGCACUGCAGUUUAUAUAAAAACUGUCAGUAGGUCUUCCUUUCAUUCAUGUGUUUGUUUAUUUACUGUUGCAUGUUUGUUUGUGUUUAUGUAGUUUAUGUGUGAUUUGAAAAUGAUUGUUCAAUGCACUGAAGUGAUGCUGCCUACAUGAAUCAUUGGUAACACGUUACAAUAAGGUUGCAUUCGUUAACUUUAGUUAACAUGAACUAACAAUGAACGUAUCUUUCAUCUUGGUUAAUGUUCAUUUCAACAUAUACCAAUGCAUUUUUUAAAGUAAAAGUUGUAUAUGUUAACAUUAGUUAAUGCAAUACAAAGCUAACAUGAACUGACAAUUGUAGUUUCAUAAAUGUACUUAAACCAAGAUUAAGAAAUGUGCUAAUAAAAAAAAUAUAUAGUUCAUUGUUAGUUCAUGAUACCUAAUGCAUUUACUAAUUUUAUCAAAUAGAACCUUACUGUAAAGUGUUACCAAAUCAUUUAAACUUAGUUUAAAAAGUUAAAAUUUUUUAACAUUUUAGGGCAUUUUAUGAAUAUUAGGAACUUGCAAUAAGAACAUUUUUUUUAAUAGUUUUUCUUGUUUUGAAUAUGCAUUUGUAGAGUCAUUUAUCUUUACAGUCCAUAUGUAAUGCAGUUGGCCAUUGUCAUACAGGGUGGAACCAAGAACUGAUUUUCAUUUAAUCUUAUUUUUUGUUGUUGUUUAUCUGUUUAAGGUAAAUGUCAGUUUUAAUAAACAACAGCACUUCUGUGACUUCAGAGAAAGCAUUUGUGCAUUUACCUCAAUGUUGAAAAAAAAAAAAUACACAUUUUAGGAAAUGUAAUAAAUAUUGUUCAUAUUUUCACAGUGUUCAGCUACUGUCAACGUGCUUUUCCAAACAGAUGCCAUGUUCAUCUUAAAAUUCUCUCAUCAUUUACUCACCCUCAUGUCAACCCAGAUGUGUAUGACUUUCUUUAUACAGCAGAACACAAGCAAAGAUUUUUAAAAGAAU
Molecule: messenger RNA, 3160 nt
Organism: Xyrauchen texanus (razorback sucker)
Lineage: Eukaryota; Metazoa; Chordata; Actinopteri; Cypriniformes; Catostomidae
Exons: 12
Coding region: 40-1389 (449 amino acids)
Molecular function (GO): GTPase activity
Source: RefSeq, a predicted model, not a curated record